CGUUGUAGGAGAAACAUGGCUCACCGCUCUAUCCAACCGUGUUUGCUGUUGCUAUCGUGUGUGUCUUUUAUAAUUGGUGUAAACGGGCUUAAUUAUUGCUUUCAUUCUCUCAAUGCUUUCGGAGCAAUGUGGAAACGUACUAUUUCAGGUACUCUAGGGAUAAUAUGUCUACUGCUUUCAUUGGUGACGGUCCGCAUUUCGACACUACGAAUAGCUGAUGGACAUACGGUCAUCACAGCUAUACUCCACUACGUACUUAUCAACUGCACCUUACUCAGAAAUGAACUACGCAUGCGUGAUUAUCAUUCAGCGUGGAGAAAUCCACGUGAAGCACAGGAGAAACUCCUGCAGGACAUCAUCCAAAAAAACGGUGACACAGUUUACGGGCGACAACACAAGCUGAAAGACGUUCAUUUUCUAAAUGAUCUAAGGAAGACACAUCCUCUGACUACAUACGACCAUUAUCGCUCAUACAUCGACAGAAUGGCAAUUGGAGAGAAAGGUGUGUUAACUUCUGAGGCACCAAUGCGCUUUGCUCUCACCUCCGGUACUACGGGCAAGGCUAAAAUGUGGCCCUAUCUCAAAUCAUAUAUAUCAGAUUCAUACAAGAUCAUGUACGGUUUGGUCAGUGCUAUCACGUUUAAGACCUUCAACGAGAGGAGUCUGUUGCAACAAGAUAUUUGGCUUUACACUGCCCCAAAAACAAGAUUCACCGAAGGAGGUAUCUUAAUGGGACCUGGAUCUCUGAUUGCUCCAUGGAUGAAGAAAUUCUUACUCAUAUUUUCGACUCCUGGAGAAGGUUUCUUCAUAAGUCGUCCCUUCGAGGCCACAUAUAUCCAUCUUCUGUUUGGUCUCCGAGACCGCAACCUUGGGGGGAUCAUGGCCAACUUUACCUCCAAUUUGAUGUCUGCCAUGCGACAGCUUGAGCACUGCUGGCAGGAUAUCGUCAGAGACAUCGAACACGGCACCAUCUCGUAUCUCAACCUAGAGUCCGACGUCCAGAAAAAGUUUUCAAAAUCGUUGGGGAGUGGAGACCCGGAGAGGGCCGCUGAGCUCAAAACAGAGUUCGAGAAGGGUUUCGAUGGUAUCAUUCGACGGGUAUGGCCACAUAUACAUUACAUCAAUGCCGUAGAUAGCGCAGGACUUAAAGGCGUACUACUCGAUACAUAUGCCAAAGGUGUCCCGAUGUACGCACCUGGUUUAGGGGCGACAGAAGGAAUGAUGGGUAUCAACCUAUGGAUCACAUCAGGCAAAGACGAGUUCGUCCUUUUACCGGGGUAUACAGUCUUUGAGUUCAUUCCAGAGGAGAAUAUGGAAGACGAAACUCCCGAGACGCUGUUCCUUGAUGAACUGACAAUCGAUGGCGUGUAUGAGAUCGUCAUCACUCAACUCUUCGGCUGUUAUCGGUUUCGCUAUGGUGACGUCAUCAAGAUAACUCGUUUCCACAUGAAUACCCCCGUGGCUGAGUUCAUGUAUAGGUCUGGUCAGAUGUUAAAUGUUGUAUCAGAGAAAGUUGAUCAGCGGACAGUGCAGGAAGCCAUGUGUGCUGCUGUGGACCAGUGGCCUGAUGUUCAGAUACGGGAUUAUGCCGUAGCAGAAAGCACACUCUUAGCUGAGUUAGAUAACCGUGAUAAGACUGUGUGUCCGUAUUACAUCGUGUUCAUCGAGUUGGACCAAGAUCCAGACUCAGGUGACAUAGAUCAGGACCAGUACUGCCUGAUUGACAGUGAACUGCAGCGGUUGUCUUUCACCUACAAAUCGUAUCGUGAGAAAGGUUGCAUAGCAACCCCCAGCGUUCACAUUGUGAAACCCGGUACAUUUAGCCUGUUACAUGACUUCAUCCUAACGAACACGACCACUACAGCCAACCAGUACAAAGUUCCAAGAAAACUACGUACACCACAGAUGCUCAGGCUUAUGCUUGAUAACUCCGCCGUGAGAUCAAAUACAUUCGGGAGGAUGGCCGAGCUGUAAAGAUCGACUGAAAAGCACUUUAUAUAGACCGCCUAGCGCUACCUUCACUAUAAUAACACAAACAUUAGUGUGUUUCAAAUAAUGCACCAUACAUUUUCUAGCAAAGGAAAGCAGGAGUAUACUUGACACACUGUCUUACAACCUGUGUAUUCUUUAAAGGUUUACAAGAUUAUUUUUAUCCGAGGCAAAUAUUGUUCUUUACGCACAUUAUUUUCUUCAUAUUAUUACCA
Strongylocentrotus purpuratus (purple sea urchin) is the source of this 2204-nucleotide messenger RNA. Its product is annotated as probable indole-3-acetic acid-amido synthetase GH3.9. Gene Ontology annotation, cellular component: cytoplasm. The coding region runs from base 16 to 1974 and encodes 652 amino acids. Lineage: Eukaryota; Metazoa; Echinodermata; Echinoidea; Camarodonta; Strongylocentrotidae. The transcript is spliced from 9 exons. Gene Ontology annotation, molecular function: acid-amino acid ligase activity. The record is from RefSeq and is a predicted model, not a curated record.